Molecule: messenger RNA, 1506 nt
Organism: Cordyceps militaris CM01
Lineage: Eukaryota; Fungi; Ascomycota; Sordariomycetes; Hypocreales; Cordycipitaceae
Product: KH domain protein
Exons: 9
Coding region: 1-1506 (501 amino acids)
Cellular component (GO): nucleus
Molecular function (GO): RNA binding
Source: RefSeq, a predicted model, not a curated record
AUGGCCGACGCAGAGCCGCGCAAGCGUUCACGCUUCGAUCAAAAGGAACCCGAGCCCAAAAGGGCCUCGCGAUUCGACCGCCGCUCGCGCUCCCCGACGACGAGCCGAACAUCAGAGACGCGAGAGCGCAGUCCGAUUGGCAGCAGCGAAAGCGCUGUCGACCCGGCCACCGCAGCUGCCGCCGCCGCCGCCAAGAUCAACGCGCAGCUCCAGGCUCGCAAGGGCAUUCAGCACGUCGACGUUCCCCCCAUCCUCGGCGCCACCAGUAAUGGCACGCCCGAGGCCAGCUCGACGGCCCCUGAAUCGGGGAAAGGCGCACCUGGCGCCCCGGGCGAGAUGUAUGUGUCGGACGGCGACUACAUCCAGGACAUUGAAGUCAAUGAUCUGCGAAAUCGCUACAUGCUCAUGAAGGCGCAGACGCAACAAUCGAUCCAAAAAGACACUGGAGCUGAUCUCACGGUUCGCGGCAAAUACUAUCCCAACAAGAGCAUGGCUACCGCUGCCGAACCCCCUCUGUACCUCCAUAUAACCGCCAGAACAAAAGAGGUGCUGGAAGCUGCUGUCGCCAAGGUCAACGAGUUGAUCGAGCAGGAGCUCCCCCAGCUUGUCGACGAACGCAGGUUCAAGCGUCGUGAGCGAGACCAGCCGGAAGGUGGUGAAGAGAAUGGCCGACGCAACAAGUGGCCGGAAGAGAGCAUACCCGUUGGUCUCGAGCCGGUCCCCGGUUUCAACCUGCGUGCCCAGAUUGUCGGUGCAGGCGGGUCCUAUGUUAAGCACAUCCAGCAAGAAACGGGAUGCCGUGUACAAAUCAAAGGUCGUGGCUCAGGGUACAUUGAACGAGACACUAACUUGGAAAGCGAGGAAGAAAUGUUUCUGCACGUUGCCGGUCCCGAUCCCGCCAUGGUAGAAAGGGGCAGAGAACUCUGCCAAGACUUGAUUGACAACGUCCGUGAGCAGUAUGAAGAGUUUAGAAGCCGCCCGCCGCGCCAGCAUGGCGAUCGUUACGGCGGUGACCGCGGUGACCGUGGCGACCGCGGCUACGGCGGCGACAGACGCGGUGGCUACAACGACCGUGGCGGUGACCACUACAGCGGCCGGGGUGGCGGCGGCGGCGACUCGUACUCCAGCUAUGGCAGGCAAAACUCGGAGAGCGGCCCUGCCAACGCCGCUGUUAGCACAGACACGACGGCCAACGCGGACUACAACGCGCAGUAUGCUCAAUACUAUGCCCAGGCGGCUGCUAACGGUCAAGAUCCGUAUGCUGCCUAUGGUGGCUACGCCAACUAUCUUGUCAUGUACCAACAGUAUUACGCUCAGUAUCAACAAGGGCAAGGUGGUGCAGCUCAGUCGCCAACACAAGCUCCCGGCGCAUCACCGCCUCCUCCACCCAGCGACUCGGCGCCGCCCCCUCCUCCUUCCAACGCCGCUCCUCCGCCACCACCGUCCGCAUCGCCUCCCGGCGCUCCCGGUAGCUACAGUGCUGUCCCUCCUCCUCCCGGUUUGUAG